Molecule: messenger RNA, 301 nt
Organism: Oryzias melastigma (Indian medaka)
Lineage: Eukaryota; Metazoa; Chordata; Actinopteri; Beloniformes; Adrianichthyidae
Product: DNA polymerase delta subunit 4-like
Exons: 2
Biological process (GO): DNA-templated DNA replication; DNA synthesis involved in DNA repair
Cellular component (GO): delta DNA polymerase complex
Molecular function (GO): DNA-directed DNA polymerase activity
Source: RefSeq, a predicted model, not a curated record
UGAGAGAUUAUGAAACAUUUGAAGUUUCUGUCAUCACAACAGUCGGUCACCAUGACGACCAAGCGGGGACUCAUCACCGACUCCUUCAAGGUGGUGAAGAAAAAGAAGAGAGGAGGGAAGCAGGAGAAGAGCCCCACGCCGCCGCCCCCUCAGACAGAAGAGGUUGCAGAUCCCGUCCAGCAGGAGGCGCUGCAGAAGCUCAGAGACUUUGACCUGAACUGGAGAUUUGGACCGUGCACAGGUGUGGGCGCAAAUGCAUCAAAUGAGAUGACUGAGAGCUUUAAAGGGGGGCAGGCCUGCA